This is a messenger RNA of Malania oleifera, 1826 nucleotides long. Its product is annotated as receptor-like protein 51. The record is from RefSeq and is a predicted model, not a curated record. The transcript has a single exon. Bases 119 to 1432 code for a protein of 437 amino acids. Gene Ontology annotation, molecular function: protein binding. Lineage: Eukaryota; Viridiplantae; Streptophyta; Magnoliopsida; Santalales; Ximeniaceae.
CUGCCACACUCCCCUAAAUCCGAUCCCUGUCCAGCCUCCCACCCUCCCUGCUACUUCAUUACUCCACACUUCAGUUCUCACUUCUGACUCUCCGUUCACCUUUCUCUAGGUUGCAGCAAUGCCGUCACCAGAGCCCCCAUGCUUUCUCAUUCUACUCCCUCUCUUCUUUUUCUUCUUCUUCUCUACCAUCACCUCCUCUCUCUCACCGGCCAUCUCCCCCGCCAAAUCCCCCCCAGCCCCAGCCCCAACCUCAACCUCACCGUCUUCUUCUUCCUCAACCCUUGAUCCCAAGCAGUUGAGAGCCCUCCAGUCCCUGGACAUUCCCACUUCCAGAGACCCCUGCUCCGCAGCCGCCCUCCACAGCGCCACCGCCUGCGACGCCGCCAAGCCCUUCCGCCACCUCCUCCUCCUCCGCCUCGCCAACUGCUCCGACGACCUCGACGUCUCUAUCACCGCCCUCAAGUCCCUCUCCACCUUAAAGGACUUGCAGUUCAUCCGCUGCCCUGUUCCCCCCGUCCGCUUCCCCCCCGAUCUCGUCUCCUCCCUCCGCUCCUUCACCUGCAUUAAAAGCCUCCGGAAGCUCACCGGCGUUUGGCUCGGCCGAUUGCAGAACCUCACCGAUCUGACGGUCUCCGACGUCCCCGUCAAUGCCAGCGGUCCCACCAUUAUCAUCGGAAACAUGAAGAAGCUCAGGACGGUAACUAUUUCCCGCACGAAUCUCACCGGCAAUCUUCCCAAAAAGUGGCAUUUGAACCUUACCCACGUCGAUUUUUCUGGCAAUAAGCUGAAAGGAAAGAUACACAGUUCAUUAACUCGCCUGGAGGAUCUUCAAUUCUUGAAUCUUUCUUCAAAUUCGUUAACAGGGGAGAUGCCCACCUCACUCGGGGACUUACUGUCUCUUCAAAACUUGUCUUUCGCAUCAAAUUCGUUGUCUGGGCCAAUUCCGGAUUCAAUAUCGGCGAUUCCAUCUCUGGUUCACCUCGAUCUGAGCUCAAACCAGCUCAACGGGACGAUCCCGAAGUUCCUUUCCAAGAUGAAGAAAUUGAAGUAUCUCAAUCUCGAGAAGAAUAACUUCCACGGCGUGAUGCCGUUCAACGGGUCCUUCAUAAAGAGGCUGGUUGUGUUCAAAGUGGGUGGGAACAGCAAUUUGUGUUACAACCGUUCAACCGCGUUAUCUAAGUUGAAGCUCGGGAUUGCUUCCUGUGACAAGGACGGACUGCCGGUUUCGCCGCCGCCUGCGAAAGACAAUUCCUCCGGAGAUGAUGGUGAGAGCAGCAACGACACAGGGUAUGAAGAUGACAACGGAGAUGAAAAUCACAACGGAGAGCAUCAUCACGGGCCACGUAAGAUUGUGCUAGGAGUGACGAUUGGGCUUUCAGCCAUGGUUUUUCUAAUUGUUUUCUUGGUUCUUCUGUCGAAACGGUGCGGAUGAAGGAAAGAGCUGUUGGGUUUCCUAGCUUUAGGACAAAACAGCAAUUGGAAAUUAUUUUUUUGCUUGAUUUAUUGUAAAUUUACUUAAAUUCUUGAUUAUGAAGAGAAGAUGUAGAGAGAAGAGAGAUUAAAAUGGUGUGAUUCUUUUCAUUACUUUGAUUAUUUAUUGAAGGGGUGGAGUUGCCAUUGAGGGGAAAGUGGUUGAUGGGUUGUCCUGAAAUAUGCAUUUCUUUUUUAUUAAGCUACAAGGAUGGCUUUACUCCGUUAUGACAUUCUUCAUAGUAACAGCGUUUGUGUGCGCUGUUCAUGUGGCAUGAUGUGUUAUUAUAUUGUUUUGUCGUCGUCUACCCAUGCCUGGGACAUCAUAAAACCUCAACUCUGAAGUUACUUGAACA